GUCACUCAGUAGGGAUGCUGGCGGCUGUGGAACACGGUCCCAUCCUCUGCAGCGACUCCAACAUCCUCUGCCUCUCGUGGAAGGGCCGGGUCCCCAAGAGCGAGAAGGACAAGCCGGUGUGCCGGCGGCGAUACUAUGAGGAGGGCUGGCUCGCCACAGGGAACGGCAGAGGAGUCGUUGGGGUGACGUUCACAUCGAGUCACUGCAGGAGGGACAGAAGCACGCCGCAGAGAAUCAACUUCAACCUGCGGGGACACAACAGCGAGGUUGUCUUGGUGCGCUGGAAUGAACCCUUUCAGAAGUUGGCCACCUGCGAUAUGGAGGGAGGGAUCUUUGUGUGGAUCCAGUAUGAAGGACGAUGGUCUGUGGAGCUAGUGAACGACAGAGGAGCGCAGGUGAGUGACUUCACUUGGUCACAUGACGGCACUCAAGCCCUCAUCGCGUACCGGGACGGCUUCGUGUUGGUGGGCUCGGUCAGCGGACAGAGACACUGGUCCUCUGAGAUCAACCUGGAGAGUCAGAUCAGCUGCGGCAUCUGGACCCCUGACGAUCAGCAGGUGUUGUUCGGUACCGCGGAUGGUCAGGUCAUCGUGAUGGACUGUCACGGACGAAUGCUCGCCCACGUGCUGCUGCACGAGACUGACGGGAUCGUGAGCAUGUCCUGGAACUGCCCCGACUUCCUGGUGGAGGACAGCACGGAGAGCGACACGGACUCUGAUGACAACAUCCUGCCUCUAGUGCGGCGGGUGAAGCCUCUGUUGACGGUGACCUUCUUAUCAGGAGAUAUCAGUUUGAUGAACAACUACGACGACCUGUCGCCUGCAGUCAUCCACUCGGGGCUGAAAGACGUGGAGGCCCAAUGGUGCUCACAGGGAGACCUCCUGGCUGUGGCCGGCAUGGAGAGACACGGGCUGCCGGUGGAUGCGGCCUGCUCGUCCCUAAACAGGAACGCUCUGGUUAAGUUCUAUAACGUGCAGGGGGAGCACAUCUACACGCUGGAAACACCGGCUCAGAUUGAGGAGCUGACCAGCAACCUGCCGGCGCUGCAGGCUCUGUCCACCAGCAGCUCCUCUGUGGAAAGCACAGCCAGCUCGGAGGCCGGCAGCCCCCCCAUGAAGAGGAAGGUGGUCCACAGGUUUCAGGGCAACGCCAAGAAGGCCCUGCUGCGAUGGGUGCAGUGCACCGCAGCCAAGUAUCAUGGUAUUGAGGUGAAGGACUUCGGUCCCAGCUGGCGCGACGGCGUCGCCUUCCAGUCGGUGGUGCACGCCAUCAGGCCGGACCUGGUGGACAUGGAGGCGGUGCGGAGGAGGAGCAACAGGGAGAACUUGGAGGAAGCCUUCGCUCUAGCAGAGAACGAGCUGGGGAUCCCCCGCCUGCUGGAUCCAGAAGACGUGGACGUAGACAAACCAGAUGAGAAGUCCAUCAUGACGUAUGUGGCUCAGUUCCUCAAACACUACCCCAACCCACGGCACUCUGAGGCCCACGGCCCGCAGGACGAGUUUGGGCCCCAGGAUAUAGAGCAGAUGCUUGAGAGAGAGGAGCGGAAGAUGCUCCGAGAGCUGAAGGUGUUUUUAGAUCAGCUGGAGAGAGACGUGCUGCGGGCUCAGGGAGCCGAGGGAAACCUCACCGACAAAUAUCAGGCCUUUAAGAGUUUCCGUGUUCAGUAUGAAAUGAAGAAGAAGCAGACGGAUCCGCUGCUGCAGCCCGUCAACAGAGACGGGAAACUGUCUGUGGACCAAGCGCUGGUCAAACAGGCGUGGGACCGAGUGUCUGCCAGGCUGCUGGACUGGCACAUCCACCUGGACAAGUCCCUGCCGGGGCCCCUGGGGGUGAUCGGGGCCUGGCUGCACCGGGCCGAGAUGGUUCUGAGGGAGGACAUCCCCGUCCAGCACGCUCACGAGGAGACGGCCAACAUUCUGCACAGAAAACUGGAGCAGCACAAGGAGGUGUUAAAGAACUUGGAGUCGCAUAGACAACCCUUCCAUCAGAUCCACAGGGACAGAGCUGUGAACGGCGUCCCUGUCCCUCCGGAGCAGCUGCAAGACAUGGCUGAGCGGUUUAAUUUUGUGUCCACAUCCUCUCACGCUCACCUGAUUAAACUGGAAUUCUGGGAAAUGAAGUACCGGCUGAUGGCGUUUCUUAUGUUGGCCGAGUCGAAGCUCAAGUCCUGGAUCAUUAAAUAUGGCCGCCGGGACUCCGUUGAGCUCCUGUUGCAGACCUACCUGACGUUUGUCGAAGGCCACGGGUUCUUCGAUCAGUACGAGGUCAUCUUCACGGACCUGAAACAAGCUGCGGAGGUGUACGUGAAGUCUGACAGCUCAAUCGAGGAGGCGGAGGGCGUGAGUAAACUCCUCAGCGACGCCACGGCUCAGUGGAGGAACCUGGCUCUGGAGGUGCGGAGUGUCCGCAGCAUGCUGGAGGAGGUGAUCUCCAACUGGGAGAAGUACAGCAGCACGGUGGCGUCGCUGCAGGCCUGGCUGGAGGAUGGCGAGCAGAAGCUCAACCAGUCAGAGAACGCCAAGCGUGACUUCUUCAGGAACCUCUCUCACUGGAUGCAGCAGCACACGGACAUGAAUGACGCCGGGAACUUUCUGAUCGAGACCUGCGACGACACCGUGUCACGAGACCUGAAGCAGCAGCUUCUGCUUCUCAACGGGAGGUGGAGGGAGCUGUUCGUCAAAGUCAAACACUAUGCUCGAGCAGACGAGGUGGACAAGUUGAGACAAGACUACCAAGACGGGAUUAAAACCCUGAAGAUGUUCAUGGAUGCCACCGACGAGAAGAUGGCGGCUCCGGUCCAAGUGUCCUUCCUGAAUGUCCGAGCCUUUGUUCAGGAUGUGGAGGAGGUGAAGCACAAGGUGCCGGCGAUGGAAGCCGCCUGUAAGGCUGCGAGCCGCACCGCCCAGCUGCUGAGCAAAGACACGCCGCAGGAGGAGGUGAAGCACAUGAUGACUGUGAUGGCCUCCGUCAAGGAGCAGCUGACCAAGGUGAGGGAGAGGAGCCUGCCUCUGCUCAGGGAGUCCCAGUCUCUGUUGCCUCCUCUGGAGGAGAUGGAGAAGAGCAUCACGGGCUUCUAUCAGGCGCUGGAGAAGGCGAGUCACAUCAGCAGCAGCGCCGACUCCGAGGGAGACUUCAAGUUCAAGUGUCAGGAGCUGGUGACCUUCACACACAGCUGUAAGAAGUGUCUGACGACCAUUGAGAGGAACCACCAGGCCAUCCAAAAGAUCAUGAGCAGCAGCAGCACCCUGCACCACAUGGACAUGAGCCUGCUGCAGAAGAGAGUUGCCGACCUGCAGUCCUCCUCACAGGGCAUGAUUAAGGAGUCUACCGAGUGGCGUCGGCAUGUGGACGCCAACAGCAGCCUGAUGAAGAGGUUUGAUGAGUCCCGGGUAGAGCUGGAGAAAGUUCUGAAGACGGCACAAAACUGUCUGACAGAACGAGGAAACCCAGAGGAGCUGCUGAAGAAGCACACGGAGUUCUUCGGUCAGUUGGACCAGCGGGUCCUGAACGCGUUCCUCAAAGCUUGUGAUGAGCUGACAGACAUUCUGCCAGAGCAGGAGCAGCAGGCGCUGCAGGAGACCGUCAGGAAGCUGCACAAACACUGGAAGGAUAUUCAGACGGACGCCCCCUUUCACCUGCUGCACCUGAAGGUGGAGGUGGAGCGGAGCAAGCUGCUGCUGCUGCUGCAGGACUGCCAGGCAGAGGUGACCAGGGAGAACCGGCACCUGGCGAGCAUGGGCAGCGAGAGGCUCGUCAAGGAGCACAGGGCCUUCUUCAGGGAGAAGGGCCCCCAGUCCAUCUGUGAGAAGAGGCUGCAGCUGAUGGAGGAACUAUGCCAGAAGCUCCCUGAGGGCGCCCCCGUCCUGCAGACUCUGGAAACAGCCAGGAAGGACUUCUCUGAGGUCCAGGAGGAAGUCGAGAACACCCAUCAGAAGCUGAUGCAGCACCAAGAUAAAUGGAAGGAGUACAACGCAAGGUACGCCGAACUGUCCUGCUGGCUGAUCUCUAAAGAAAGUCAGCUGAGGCUGCUGAGGAACCGAGCCAACGACCCCAGGAAGUACGUCCAGGUGAAGACCAGCAUCACGGAGCUGAGGAGCGAGGCGGAGCUGCAGGAGGGGAGUGUGUUCUGGCUCAGGGCUCGUAUGGCUGUUCUCUUUGAGGUGUGUUCGGACAGCGAUGCACAGAGACAAGGCAGCGCUCUGAGCAAACUCUCCACCGACUUCAAGGGGCUUCUGGCUUCUCUCUUAGAGGCGGAGAAGAUGGUGCUGGCUGUUGGAGACUGUGUGCAGUUCAGGGAAGAAGUGCAAACGACUCUGGAUGAUCUCGUUCAGGGGCAGAAAGAAGCUCAGGCCGAGGUCACCAGAAUCCUGGACUGUCCCACCGUGAGAGAGGCACAGCAGCUGCUCCUCGGUCACCAGCAACUGUUAAAGCGGCUGAAGAUGAAGAGAAAGGACGUGCAGCAGCUGAUCACCAGAGGCCAGCAGCUGCAGGCGGAGGAGGGUUUGGGAGAGACUCUGCAGCAAGACCUGCAGAGCUUAGAGAACACACUCAGCAAGAUGGAGCAGAGCAUGGACUCCCAGGAGCAGAGCCUGGAGGUCACUCUGGCAGCCUGGCAGGAGUUCGACAGCCAGCAGGAGGCCGUGCAGGAGUUUGUUAAUAAAGCGCGCUCGUCGAUGGAGAGAGACCUGAACUUCAGCAGCCCGGAGAGCCUGGCGGGGGAGCUGGACCAGGCCAGAGUGCUGCUGAAGCAGAGUGAAGCGGAGGCCUCGCACAUGAACACUCUGCUGAGGAGAGCCACAGAGAUCCAGCUCGGCCCCGACAACAAGACUCUGCUUUCACAAGCAGCCGGCGCCCUGAGUGAGCAGGUGGGCCGAGUGGAGGCCGGACUCCACGCAGAUGCGUGUGUGUUAUUGCGUCCCGUGCAGGCUGUUGGCUCGGAGCUGCAGGAGCGAGCGGAGCUUCCCUGCCGGCUGGAGGUCGACUCUCAGGCACUCGCUCAGUUUGUGUCUUCGGGGGAAGCGGCUCGCAUCAAGGCCCGGCUCACGCAGAUCGGCCGGUACUGGGAGGAGCUGAAGGAGAGCGUGCAGCAGCUGGACCGGCAGCUGGAGGAAAGCUCCUCCCACCAGAAGAAGUUCCACACCAGCCUGGACGAGGUGCGAGCGUCUCUCAGUGAGCUGCACACUAAACUGGAGCAUCCCAUCAAAUCCUGCACCUCCUCCUCCGACACCUACGGAGCUCUGCAGAUGCACAUGGAUGUGUGUCAGCAUCAGGAGAAGCUGAAGGGAUCCCUGCUGUCUCUGUCGGCUGCAGCCAGGAGACUGAGCGACAGAGCGGCGGCGGAGAGGACGGUGACGGAGCUGCACACCAGAUACGAGCUGAACCUGCAGGAAGCGAAGGACAAACAGAGCACGCUGGAGAACCUGCUCUCUGUCUGGCAGAAGUUCGAGAAACAGCGUUCGAACUUUGUUUCCUGUUUGGAGAGAAGUGAAUCUGCGUCCAAACCAGAGACUCAGUUUCUGUCAGCUGAUAAAACGAAGCUGCGCACGGAGAUCCAAGAUCUGCAGGCGCUGCACUGUGAGGUCCAGUCCCUGCAGCCGGCUCACGCUGACUUGCUGUGUUUGGGGAUGUCUUUGUGUCCGACCGCCUCGGAGGACAGAGAGCGGCGGCUGAAGGACGAGCUGGACGCUCUGCACGGGAGGUUACAUGUUCAGAACCAGGUCCUCCCUCAAAGAGUGCGGGACCUUCAGAACCACCUCUCGCUGGUGGAGCAGUUGGACCAGGCGCUGCUCAGAUUCUCCUCGUGGAGCGAGACGCUGCUCUCAAACCUGCACUCAGCUCCUCAGGUCAACAUCAGCGACCUGCAGCCCGCCGCCUCCCAAGUUAAGGAGAGCCAGGCGGCCUUGCAGAAGCAGAGCAGCGUGAGACAGAGCCUGGAGCAGCAGACGGAGAAGCUGUGUCACUUCUGUGAGGCCAGCGACGCACAGCUGCUGCGCAGCCGAGCCGACGGCUGUCUGCAGCCGUACCUGGAGGCCCGGCACCUCUGCGAGCUGCAGUUAGAGUGCCUCCAGAGGCUCCAGGCUUUCCUGCAGACCCACGGCGUGGCUGCAGGAGUCCUGCGGGGUCUGAAGCAGACUGUGGAGAGCGCUGGGAGCUGGGACCGGGGCAGAGUGGAGGAGCUGCAGCAGGAGCUGGCCACCAUCGUGCCAGACAUCAGCCAGCUCGAGACUCUGGCCGUCAACCUGGACAGCAGCCUCUGCAAAAGCCACCUCCACAUCGGUGCCGACGAGGGUCCUCGUAAGUCGUGCCGCACGCUGGCCGACUCGCUCAGCGCCGAGCUGGACGCCGUGAGGAACCUGCUCGGUACCAAGCAGAGUGAGGCGGAAGCUCUGGGCUCUCUGUGGACUUCCUUCAGACAGCGCAAAGAGCAGCUGCUCAAAGCUGUGGAGGACAUAGAAGAGAAGGGAGACCAGCAGAGCUUCAGGGAGCCCAGCCUGCACGCACUGCAGCAGAGGCUGCGGUUCUUCAACCAGCUGGAGGACGAGCUGCAGUCCCACCAGCACGAGGAGCAGUGGCUCAGGGACAAAGGCAGCCAGCUGGCCCACAGAGACGCAGAGCUGGCCGGGGAGGUGCUGAGAGAAAUCAGCCUGCUGGAGGCCACAUGGGAGGACACCAAGAGGCUGAUCACAGACAGACAGGAGCAGUGCAACGUCCUCGUGGAGCUCAUGAGAGAAUACCAAACCCUGAAAUCCUCCAUCAGCAGCGUCACGGAGAGCUGCGUCCCGCUGCUGGACAUCAGCUCGGUGCUGAAGGACCACGAGGAAACCAGGAGGUCGCUCACCAAGCACGAGGCGGUGAAGGUGGAGAUGGCCAGCAGGCAGCACGAGCUGGACCGCUUCUCCAGCAAAGGGAAACAGCUGGUGACUGAGCUGAAGAAGAUCCCCGAGUGUCAGGCUCAGCUGCUGCAGGAGGACACGGACACGCUGGUGGACCAGUGGCUGGAUGCGUCGGAGAAGACGGACGAUAACAUCUGUCGGCUGAACCACAGUCUGUCUCUGUGGGAGGAAGUGCGUCGGAUCAGCGAGGACACCGAGAGCUGGACGAGCAGCUGCGUGACGGAGCUGAACGAGAGUCUGAACAACCUCAACGACAGCCACAAGGUGUCUGUGAGGCUUAACGCGCUACAGCUGGAAAUGGUUGAGAAGGAGCAGAACCUGGAAACUCUGCAGAACAAAGUGUCAGAGCUGAAGAAGUGCAGUGAGAGUCCGGAGACCCCCGCUAAAUUACAGGUGCUGGAGAAUGAGCUUCGUAAGAAGAUCAGCAGUGCUCAGAAGCUGCAUGAGCAGGCCAUAGCAAACCUGCUGGACUUCACGUCCCAGAGGAAGCAGCUGGAGGACUACAUCUCCCAGAUGUCUGCGUGGCUGAGAAGCAUCGAGGAGUCUCUUGUUUCUUCUCCCAGCGGCUCUGAUCCUGAGGACAUCUGCAGAGUGAAGGACCUUCAGAAGGAUCUGCAGAACCAGCAGGGCAGCAUCGACUCCACCAGGGAGAGCCUCAACACGCUGUGCAGGAAGUAUCCGUCUGAGGAGCUGGCUGCUCUGGGCUCAGCGCUCACAGACCUCAUCAAGACGUACGAGUGUGUGAACCAGCUCUCUGCCAGGACGCUGGCGUCUCUGCAGAACGGCCUUCAGCAGCAGUUCACUGAUCUGGUGCAGGACUUCCAUCGCUGGCUCUCAGAGCAGAGGGAGAUCGUGAAGGAAUGCUCCGACAGAUCUGGAGACACUCAGAUUGUGGAACGCAAACUACAGAAACUGAAGGGCGCCAUGGACCGUGUGGAGGAGGGGGGAGCCAGCGCGGGGCAGGUCCAGCAGCACCUGUCCUCCAUCCAGCAGGACUGGGACAGCUUUGUGGAGCAGUGCAGGCAGAACCAGCAGAUCCUGGAGGACAGUGCGUCGCUCAUGAGGGGGUUCGAGGGUCGCCUGAAGAAGCUCCGCUGGUGGUUGGAGCACAUGGAGAAGAGGAUGAGCUCAGACCUGCUGGAGGCGAAGCAGCAGCACGGCCCGAGAAGGCUGCGCUGGAGCAAGUGGAAGAGUAUCAGCAGGAAGUACUCAAAGAAAGGUUGCCUACAGACUGCGUCGGAGAAGACGGACGAUAACAUCUGUCGGCUGAACCACAGUCUGUCUCUGUGGGAGGAAGUGCGUCGGAUCAGCGAGGACACCGAGAGCUGGACGAGCAGCUGCGUGACGGAGCUGAACGAGAGUCUGAACAACCUCAACGACAGCCACAAGGUGUCUGUGAGGCUUAACGCGCUACAGCUGGAAAUGGUUGAGAAGGAGCAGAACCUGGAAACUCUGCAGAACAAAGUGUCAGAGCUGAAGAAGUGCAGUGAGAGUCCGGAGACCCCCGCUAAAUUACAGGUGCUGGAGAAUGAGCUUCGUAAGAAGAUCAGCAGUGCUCAGAAGCUGCAUGAGCAGGCCAUAGCAAACCUGCUGGACUUCACGUCCCAGAGGAAGCAGCUGGAGGACUACAUCUCCCAGAUGUCUGCGUGGCUGAGAAGCAUCGAGGAGUCUCUUGUUUCUUCUCCCAGCGGCUCUGAUCCUGAGGACAUCUGCAGAGUGAAGGACCUUCAGAAGGAUCUGCAGAACCAGCAGGGCAGCAUCGACUCCACCAGGGAGAGCCUCAACACGCUGUGCAGGAAGUAUCCGUCUGAGGAGCUGGCUGCUCUGGGCUCAGCGCUCACAGACCUCAUCAAGACGUACGAGUGUGUGAACCAGCUCUCUGCCAGGACGCUGGCGUCUCUGCAGAACGGCCUUCAGCAGCAGUUCACUGAUCUGGUGCAGGACUUCCAUCGCUGGCUCUCAGAGCAGAGGGAGAUCGUGAAGGAAUGCUCCGACAGAUCUGGAGACACUCAGAUUGUGGAACGCAAACUACAGAAACUGAAGGGCGCCAUGGACCGUGUGGAGGAGGGGGAGGUGCGUCUCACUCAGGUCUGUGAGGAAGGGGAGAAGCUCCUGCUCCAUCUUCCCAAAGCCAGCGCGGGGCAGGUCCAGCAGCACCUGUCCUCCAUCCAGCAGGACUGGGACAGCUUUGUGGAGCAGUGCAGGCAGAACCAGCAGAUCCUGGAGGACAGUGCGUCGCUCAUGAGGGGGUUCGAGGGUCGCCUGAAGAAGCUCCGCUGGUGGUUGGAGCACAUGGAGAAGAGGAUGAGCUCAGACCUGCUGGAGGCGAAGCAGCACGGCCCCGAGAAGGCUGCGCUGGAGCAAGUGGAAGAGUAUCAGCAGGAAGUACUCAAAGAAAGGGAUUCCUUUGAGCGCCUCUGUCAGGAGGGCCAGGCUCUGAAUGAAGGCGGGCGAGGUGACGGCAGCGAGACCAGAGUGUCUGCUCAGCUGCAGUCGCAGCAGCAGGCCUUACUGAGGCGUGUGAGGGAGCGGCUGCGCAGCUGCCAGCUCACUCUGCAGGAGCAGCAGGCCUUCGAGGACACGCUGCAGACCACCUGGAGCUGGCUUCACAGCGUGCAGGAGCGCCUGGCGGCACUCAACAGCACCGUCGGAAACAAAGAGACUCUGGAGAAAAGACUGGGUCUGGUGCAGGACAUCCUGCUGAUGAAGGGGGAAGGGGAGGUGAAGCUCAACAUGACUGUCGGGAAAGGAGAGCAGGUCCUGAAGCACAACAGGAGGGAGGGGCAGGAGAAGAUCUGCUCUCAGCUGCAGAGCCUGAAGGACGCCUGGGCCAACAUGUUGAUGACCUCCAUGAGCUGUCACAGCCGCCUGGAGUGGACGGUGGCCCAGUGGAGCAGCUUCCAGGACAGCAGGCUGCAGCUGCAGCAGUGGAUGGAGGCGGUGGAGCAGGAGGUGGGGGUGAGUCUCCCUCAGCAGCCGGGACUCAAAGAGAAGUCCGCGCUGCUCGAGCGCCUCCGGGCCAUCCAGGCUGACGUGGACUCUCACGCAGCAGCGCUGUCCCGCCUCACAGACAAGGCCGUGGAGAUGCAGGAGAAAACUGCUGACCAGACAUUUGGACCGGAGCCGCGCGCCGAGCUCAACGCACACUUUACUGAUAUCUCAGCUGUUGUCAAGGGCAAAGUGCAGACCAUGCAGAGCAUCGUGUCUGAGCACGAGCAGUACCACGAUGCUGUGAGAGACUUCAACGACUGGCUGGUUUCUGCCCGAGAGGAGCUGCAGCGCUGGAGCGACCUGUCAGGAGACUCUGUGUGCAUCAAGAGGAAGCUUUGUAAGGUUCAGGAGUUGCUGGACUCGAAGCAGCGGGGCCGGGAGAGGCUGAGUCGGGUGCAGAGAUGCGGGGCGGUGUCCAGAGAUCACACGGGCUCAGGGGGCUACGAGGCUCUGGAGCGGGAGGAAGCCGCCCUGCUGUCGUCCUGGGACCAGUGGGAGCGUGCAGCCCUGCAGACGCGGGCCAGUCUGGAGACGGCCCUCUCACAGAUAGCCAGCUCGGAGCAGGAGUUCAGCAGCCUGUCGGCUCAGCUGGAGCAGGAGCUGCACGACUUCAGCCGGCAGCUGAAGGACUGGCGUCUGCGGCUGGCUCAGGCCGAGAGGCAGCAGGAAGGAGAGGAGGCCGUGAAGGGCUGGCACACCGCGAAGGACACUCUGGAGGAACUAGUUAAGGCUGAGCCGGCGUCGGAUCGUCUGAAGACUCAGCUCAACGAUCUGUGCAGGUUCUCCAGAGACAUGGGGACGCAGUCUGAGCGAGUGUCUGCGCUCAUCAAGGAGUACAACAGUCUGAGUCUGCAGGCGUCCAGGGAGUGUCAGAGCAAAGAGAAGCUCCUGGAUCAGGGCUUCCGCUCAGCCUUCAGGGAGUUCCAGCAGUGGUUGGUCAACGCUAAGAUCAACACAGCCAAGUGCUUCGACGUGCCUCAAAAUCUCAACGAGGCCUCGUCCAGCCUGCAGAAGAUUCAGGAGUUUCUGAGUGACAGAGGUCAGGGUCAGUCGCAGCUCAAUGCUGUGGUCGUGAGCGGCGAGCUGCUCUGUCGUGCCGCAGCUAAAGACAAGGUGGAGGCAGUCCGGGGCAAAAUGAACAGCUCCAGAGAGGACUGGAAACAUAUGAUGAGCAGCCUGCACCACAGAGAGACGAGUCUGCAGAACGUUUUGUCUCAGAUGAAAGAUUUUGAGGCGAGUGCCGAGCCUCUGCAGGAGAGCCUGAACGCCACAGAGCUGGCCGUGCACGAGAGCUGCACGAGACUUCACGACCUCACAGCCAAGAAGCAAGAGCUGCACAAGCUGCAGUCUGUGCUGGAGGAGUUAGCCUCUCACCAGCUGCAGCUGAACAAGCUGAAAGAGAAGGCCCAGCUGCUGUGGGACGAACACGCGGCCGGAAAGGGUUUUGUGCACCGUGUGUCGCAGCUCUCUGCUCAGUACCUAGCUUUAACCAACCUGACCAAGGAGAAGGCGUCUCGCAUCGAGAGGAUCUCCACUGAGCACCAGCUGUUCUCUCAGGGCCUGAAGGAACUGCAGAACUGGGUGUCUGACACCAGCCACAUGCUGCAGACCUACUGUACCCCCACCGCCGACAAACAUGUUCUGGACAGCAGGACCAUCAAGCUGGAGGCUCUGCUGUCAGCUCGUCAGGAGAAGGAGAUCCAGCUGAAGAUGCUGAGCACGAGAGGUGAGUCUGUGCAGAGGAACACGUCGGCGGAGGGUGUUCCUGUCCUGCAGGAGCAGAUCCAGGACCUGAAGGACUCGUGGGACGCUCUGCUCUCCGCCUGCAUCCAGUGCAAGAGCCAGCUGGACGGCUCCCUGUCUCAGUGGACCAGCUACCAGGAGGACGUCCGGCAGUUUGUGGCGUGGAUGGAGCACGUGGAGGAGAGUCUGGACCCCGUGGACAAACUGUGUCCAGAGAUGAGGGACAAAACCACCAACCUGAGCAAAGCCAAGUUGCUGCAGGAGGAGGUGCUGAGCCACAGCGCGCUGCUGGACACCAUCGCUGCAAAGAGUUCCAGCAUCGCUGAGAACUACGUCAGCCAGCUGGAGCUGCAGGACCUGCAGGAGCGCUACAGCUCCAACAAAGACAGCACUGUGAGAGCGGUGUGCAGGGCGGAGGAGCUGGUGGGGGCCCACCAGGAGUACCAGCGGGGCCUCCAGGCCUUCGAGGACUGGCUGGAGGAGGAGCAGGAGAAACUGGGCUGCUACACGCAGCUGGAGGGGGAUGUGGACAUGCUGGAGGAGACGCUGCAGAAGCUGCAGGAGCUGCAGCUGCUCUGCACAGAGGGCCAGGCUCUGCUCAACACGCUACAGGUCAGUCGGGAGCUGGUCACUCCCUGGGGUCCGCCUCAGAUGGAGGACCGCGCCCUGGAGACGCUGCAGCAGGAGUGGAGGAUGUACCAGGCCCGGCUGGCCGACAGCCGCGCUCAGCUCAACAGCGCUCUGGCCAAACUGCGGCAGAUGGAGCAGAAGUUCCAGCGCUUGGACAGCUGGCUGAAGGGCAUGGAGACCAAAGCACAACUACGCAGCCACAGGAGGUCGGACCGCGCCACCAAGGACGCUCAGCUGCAGCUCAUAAAGAGCUGGCAGGAGGAGGUGCUGGUGUACCAGGAGGAGAUGGAGGGGCUCAGCCUGUUGGCUCAGCAGGUUCUGGAUGAGACUCACAUCAGCAGCCGGAUCAGCUCCAGAGCCACACAGAUCACAGCCCGGUACCACGUCCUGCUGCUGCACCUGCUGGAGACCAUCAAGCAGCUGCAGGAGGAAGUGUUCUGCGUAGAAGAGGCUCAGUGUGUCUUCAACACCUUCUCAGACUGGCUCAGCGCCGCGCAGAACACCUUCAGCACCGUGGCCCUCAGUGUGGACGUGGUGGACCGCUGUGCUAUGGAGAGGAAGAUGAAGAGACUGGAGGCUCUCCAGGCCGACAUGGAGCAGGGCCACUGUCACCUGAAGAUGCUGCGGGAGAAGACGCAGCGAGCCAUGGCGUUCCUGGAGGAGCCCGAGCAGCUGAAGGAGGAAGUGGACAGCCGCCUCCUACAGCUGAAGGAGCUGAUGGAAGCUCUGCGGACGGAGCACAGCUCCCUGGAGAAGAGCAUCUCGCUCUCUAAAGACUUCAUGGAUAAAUACAAGUCCCAGUCCCAGUGGCUGCUGGAGACCCAGAACCUGCUGGCCUCCAGUGUGGAGCCUAAAGCUGAGCUCUACCAGAAGAAGGCUCAGCUGGCCAAGUACAAGACGAUCCAGCACACAGUGCAGUCUCAUGAGUCCGCGGUGAAGUCGGUGUUUGAGAAAGGAGAAGCGCUGCUGGACUCAGUGCGUGACCCAACCAUCAGUGACAACAUGAAGAGGCUGCAGACCGACUACCAGGACCUCUGCUCAGCAGCUCAGACUCAGGUCCAGAACCUCGUGGAGUGGGUGAAGGAGCACGAGGACUACAACAGCGAGCUGCAGGAGGUGGAGAAGUGGCUCCUGCAGAUGUCCAGCAGGCUGGUCACCUCCGACUCCAUGCAGACCAGCGGGAUGGAGAUGGCCACGCAGCAACUCGCCCGACACAAGGCCAUAAUGGAGGAGAUUUCCAGUUUCGAGGAGCGUCUCAGCAGCUUGCAGCAGAAAGGAGAAGGUCUGGUGAGCAGCUGCACGGAGCAGGUUCAAGCUAAAAUCAGUCAGCAGGUCCAGUCUCACCAGCAGGGAACCAGAGACAGUUACUCUGCCAUCUGCAGCACGGCCCAGCGCGUGUACCAGAGUCUGGACCGGGAGCUGCAGAAACACGUGAACCACCAGGACACUCUGCAGCAGAGCCAGACGUGGCUCUGCGCCGUGCAGGAGGAGCUCCAGCUGCACCAGCAGGGACCGUCUGGUCUGCAGGAAGCUCUGAAGCAGGUGAAGCACUACAGGGCCCUCCAGGAGCAGGCCAGCACCUACCUGGACCUGGUGUGCUCUGUGUGCGACCUGUCUGACGAGGCUGUGAGAGUCACCGCCGCUCACGUCCAGCAGGUCAAACUCACGAUCGAGGAGAGGAUGUCCCGUGCUCAGGAGCUGUCGGAGGGCUGGAGGGAGAUCAAGGAGCAGAAACAGGAUCUGAGCAGUUUGUUCCAGGACACGGAGCAGCAGCUGCUCAGCCUCUCCAGGAGACCUGCAGAGCUGGAGACCAAGAUCGCUCAAAACAUGCUGCAACAAGCCAAGGAGUGCAGCCAGCAGCUGCAGUGUAAGCAGAGCAUCCUGACCAAGAUGACGGAGACUGUGAGCCGACUGACGGAGGGACAGGACUCCCCGGAGCACGGCGAGCUGCAGCGCCUGGGACACUGCUUGCUGGAUCUCUGCAGUCAGGCCUCCAGGCUGCAGAGGCAGAGAGAGGAGGACCUGCAGCGGGCCACAGAGUACCACCACUGCAUCACGGCAGUGGAGGCACUGUUUGAGCAGGUCUCCAGAGAGUGGGACAAUCUGGCCAGAACGGAUGCAGAGAGUUCCUCUCGGCAUCUGGAGGCGUUGCGGAGGCUGGCCGUGUCUCUGGAAGAAGAAAAGGGAACUCUGGAGGACCUGAAGGAGCAGAAACAGAAAGUCAUCCAACACCUGAACCUGGACGACAAGGAGCUGGUGAAGGAGCAGAUCAGCCACUUCGAGCAGCGCUGGGCUCAGAUGCAGAACCUGAUCAAGAGGAAGGUCCAGGACUCGGUGGUGACCCUGGAGGAUAUGGGCCAGGUGGAGGCCCGCCUGAGAGAGGCCCGGGACUGGGCGGAGGAGCAGCAGCCGGCCCUGUCUGAGGCCAUGAAGAUGAGUCCUCCUCCGGAGCUGGCUCAAAGCUUCUUGUUCGACCACCUGAGCAUCUGCAGCGAGCUGGAGGCCAAGCAGCUGCUGCUGGCUCAGGCCAUGGCCGACUCCGACCGGGUGCUGGCCCGGCUCGGCCUCAGCGAGCGCCAACGUCUCCAGCAGCUCAUCGUCCACACGCAUCGUGAGGUGGAGUCUCUGAGUGUGAAGGUGGUGCAACGCAGGAAACACCUGAGCAAGGCAUUCACGGAGAGGACUCAGUUCCUGAUGGCUGUGGGUCAGUCCAUCUCCUGGGUGCAGCAGAAUGAGAAGAAGGCCCAGGCGGAGGAGUACAUCGCUCUGUUACCGGAUGACCUGGCCAAGCAGGUGCGGACGUGCAGGAACAUCCAGAGCAGCCUGAAAGCCUAUCAGAGCGAGCUGACCUCGCUGUGGUCUCAGGGCAGGGACCUGAUGAGGGACGCCAGCGAGGAGGAGAGGAACGAGAUCCUCACAAAGCUGCAGGAGCUGCAGAACAUCUUCGACAAAACGUUACACCGCUGUGGCCAGAAGCUGCAGGAGCUCGAAAAAGUUCUUGUUUCCAGAAAGUAUUUCAAGAGUGAUUUAGAGAAAAUAUGCCUGUGGAUAAAACAAGCCGAUAUCGUCACCUUCCCUGAAAUCAACCUGAUGGUGGGAGACGUUGAACUCGACGCGCAGCUGCUUAAAUAUCAGCACAUAGUGGAGCAGGCCAUCGAGUACGAGAAUCUCCUCCUGAUUGUGGAGAGAGCCGGCCAGGAGAUACUGCCCAGUCUGAAUGAAGUGGACCACUGCUAUCUGGAUGAGAAGCUCAAUACGCUGCCUCAGCAAUACAACAGCAUAUUAGCUCUCGCCAAAGAGAAGCAGGAGAAGAUCCAGCAGGCCAUCCUCACCAGGAACGAGUACACCUCCUUCAUAGACGUCACCCACAAGGCCCUGAUGGAGCUGGAGGAGCAGUUCAAUCAUCUGGGCAGUCAGCCUGUGGGGCUGCAGACCGAGGAGGUGGUCAGUCUGCAGAGCGACUACAGAGCCAUCCAGGCGGACCUGAGCGGCCUGGGCCUGGCCGUGAGCGAGCUCAACCAGAAGAAGGAGGGCUUUCGUAGCACGGGGCAACCCUGGCGCCCCGAGGAGACGACGCAGCUGGUGAGCCUGUACAACGGCCUGAAGAGGCUGGUGGAGCAGAAAGUGGAGCACCUGGAGGAAACCCUGGAGUCGUUCGAGGAUCACAAGGCGAUGGCCAUGCAGGUGGACUCUGAGUUGAAGGCCACCAAAGAGCAGCUGGUGAAGGUGAGCGCAGAGACGCAGUCAGCGGAGGAGCGGCUGAAGAACUACCACACUCUGGCGGGGAGUCUCCAGAGCGCCAACUCUCACCUGUCCAGGCUCAUGGAGCAGAUGGACACUCUUGCUCCCCGCGUGGAGCAGGCAGCACAAGAUGCCUCCAAGGAGCAGGUGGUGCUGUGGCAGGACGAGCUGCGCUCUCUGCAGGCCGCAGUCGGGGAUCUGAUCGAGGAGUGCGAGAACAGGUUUGUCCAGAGCAAAGACUUUGAGACGGAGAUGAAGAGGACUCUGGACUGGCUGCAGCAGGUCCGGGAUGACCUGGGCUGCGCUAUCAUUGUGGAUGUGAGGGUGGAGAAGGUGCAGGAGGAGAUCAGGAAGCAGCAGAUCAUGCAGGAGGAGGUGCAGUCCAGACUGAGAAUAGUGGCUGCUCUCAGCAGCCGGGAGAAGCAACAAUACAUCAGCGCCAACGAGCUCGUCCCCGCACACGUAGAUACGAGCCUGGAGGAGAUGGCCAAGCUGCAGGCAGACGUGCAGAAAGCUCUGAGCUCCAAACAGAUUACUCUGGAGGAAGCCCUGGGCCUGUGUCAGAAGUACCACUUCAGGAUGCAGUCGGCCUGCGAGUGGCUGGAGGACGCCGUGUCCUUCCUGCAGCAGGCCAGCCUGGGCGUGGAUGUAGAGAACUACGAGGAGUGUCUCCGGGAGCAGGGGGACAUCAUGGCCACGGAGCAGGAGUUCCUCAUCCACCUGGAGGAGCUGCAGGCUCUGCUGCCUCCGCUGCAGAACCUGCUCAACCCAACAGCCAGGGAGCAGCUCCACGUGAGCGUGGGCUCAGCCCGGCAGAGAGGCGCGGAGGUCCGGGACCAGCUGCAGUGUCACCAAGAGGUCCUUCAGAGCUGUGUGGCUCAGUGGAAGUCGUACCAGGAGGCGCGGCAGACGGUCAUCGAGCUCAUGAAUGAGGCUGAGAAGAAACUGACUGAAUUCUCCACCGCGAAGGCAGCGACCAGCCAAGAGGCAGAAGACAAGCUGUGCAGCCACCGGUCCCUCGUCUUGCUGGUGAACGGCUUCCAGGAGAAGCUGAGCGGCCUGGAGGAGCAGGCUGCUCAGCUGGAGCUGGUGGGGAGCGACGCCAGCAAGGCCACCAUCAGCCGCUCCAUGACCACGGUGUGGCAGCGCUGGACACGACUGCGCAGCGUGGCCCGGGGACGAGAGAGAGUGCUGGAGGACACGGCACAGGACUGGAGGACUUUCAGAGAGAAGAUGGUGAAGGUGCGAGCCGUCUCCGAUGAGCUGCAGAGCCGUUUCCCUGACAGCGCCGUGGAGAAGGCUUCCAAAGCCACGCUGCAGUCUCUGCUGGACCAGCACGACCUGCUCAGCCAGGACUUGGAGAGAGAGCUGUCGUCGCUCACGCUGCUGCGGCAGUACGCCCUCAGCCUGCUGCACGACGUGGAGGUGCCCUCCCCCACCACCGAGCAGGACGAGCUGCCGAGUCUGAAGGAGAUCAGAGCUGUGCAGGACCAGAUGGAGAGCCUGCUCACACAGUCGCGGCUGAAGCGCGCUCAGACAGCGCAGGAGCUGAGGGACAGAGAGGAGGUGGAGAAGGAGCUCAGCGUGGUGAAAGCCUGGAUCCAGGAGAGCAGGGAGCUGCUGCUCAACCCCACGCCUGACAUCGACUCUCUGCUGCAGGAGCUGGAGGUUGUGCAUGGAGAAGUGAUCACGUACCGUCAGAAUGUGGAUAAGUUAGCGGAGCAGCAGCAGAGCAAGUACCUGGACCUCUACACCAUCCUGCCCUCUGAGAUCUCCAUGCAGCUGGCCGAGGUCUCUCUGGCGUUGGGCGCCAUCGAGGAUCAGGUUCUGUCGAGAGAGAGAGAAAUCCAGAGAACGCGGGAGAUCAAAGAAGACUUCAGCUCCAGGAUCCACGACGUCUCCGAGAAGCUCAAAGCAGUUUCUGACAAAUUCAAGGAGAAGUCUCCUGAUGUUGAUCACGCCAAAGAAGAAGUCAAGAGCCUGGCGGAGGACCUGGACGGCUGCGGUCGAACGCUCUCCGAGCUGGACGCCGCCGUUCAGGAGUUUGGCCGCAGGAACCCGCUGCUGGCCAAACAGCUGAGUGACGCCAUCAGCAAACUGUCAGAGAUGCACCACCACACGACGCGGCUCGCAGACUGCAGGAACAACUGGCUCAAGAAGGCUGUCUGCUAUCUCGACGAGUACAACGAGAUGCUGGACUUCAUCGUGAGGUGGUCGGAGAAAGCUAAAAGCCUGGUGAGGGCCAACAUCAUCUGGAACUCCUCUGUGCACCUGCAGGAGCAGAUACGCAUGUACCAGGCUGUCCUCCGGGAGUCUCGGGAGCUGCAUGGAGAUCUGGAGUCGAUGGCAGAGAAAGUGGAGCUCCUGUCUGAGGUGCUGCAGGUGGAGUCUCUGAGCCAGCAGGUCUGUGAACUCAGUCGACACACCGAGGAGCUCCAGCAGUGCAUGAAGACGCGGCUGCAGAGCCUGGAAGAUGCAGAUAAGAGUAUGGAGGCCCUGGAGUGUGAGGUGAAGGCGCUGCAUGUUGCUCUGGAGCAGGUCCAGGCCACUCUCACUUCCCCAGAGUUGGCGCGGCAGAGCCUCAAAGAGCAGCUGGCUCAGAGACAGCGUCUGCUGGCAGAUAUGGAGAGCUUCAAGCAGCAGGUGCAGGCCGUGCAGCUGUGUCAGAGCUCGCUGCGGGUCCCCGAGGAAGUGAUGCCCAACCUGGCCAUCUGCCGCACGGCGCUGCGGCUGCAGCAGGAGGCCAGUCAGCUGCAGCACGUGGCCAUUCAGCAGUGCAACAUCCUGCAGGAGGCAGUGGUGCAGUACGAGCAGUAUGAGCAGGAAGUGAGAGACCUGCAGGGUCUGAUAGAAGAAGCUCACCGCGUCAUUCAGGACCGACCGAUCCCCACCAACAACAUCCAGGAGCUGCAGGCGCAGAUCCUCCACCACGAGGAACUGGCCCAGAAGAUCAAAGGUUACCAGGAGCAGAUCGCCUCCCUGAACUCUAAAUGCAAGAUGCUGGCAGUGAAGGCCAAACACGCCACUAUGCUGCUGACUGUGAGUGACGUGGAGGGGCUGCCAGAGGGGCUGCAGGAGCCGGACGCAGAGAAAUCUAAGAAAUGUUCGGCGCAGGCCCUCGUGAUGACGGCGGGCCGCUGUCACACCCUGCUGUCUCCUGUGACGGAGGAGUCUGGGGAGGAGGGCGCCAACAGCGAGGUGUCUUCUCCUCCUGUGUGCCGCUCUCCCUCGCCCAUCACAUAUACUGAGCCUACUAUGACCAAGACGGGAAGAGGAACUCUCACCAGAGCUCCGAUCCAAGAACUAUACGACCCGACGUUCGAGUCUGUGGGCAACCUGGACGACCUGCAGCGCUCCUGGGAGACUCUGAAGAACGUGAUCAGUGAGAAGCAGCGCUCUCUGUAUGAAGCUCUGGAGAAGCAGCAGCACUACCAGGGCUCCCUGCAGUCCAUCUCCUCCAGCAUGGAGGCUCUGGAGGCCCGGCUGAGCGAACCUCUGCAGGCCGACCGCAGCCCCGACAGCCACGUGAAGGCGCACCAGGGUCUGAUCGCAGAGAUUCAGAGCGCGCAGGAGGAGAUCGACGUGCUGCAGACGAGCUUCACUGAGGAUCUGGCCUUCGAUGCUGCGGACUCGGACGUGGCCGACCAGCUGGCCAUGCACUCGUCUCUCGCUGUGUUAGCCGAGAGGAUGGCCACCAUCCACAUGAAGGCCUCAGGCAAACAGCAGAUACUGGAGGAGCGCAUCAGUGAGCGUCUGGAGGGGCAGCAGCAGGAACAGGCCGUGCAGCUCCUGCACUGCCAGGCAGGAGAUCUGGAGCGCUGGCUAAGCACAAUGAGCCUCACCGCCUCCUUCAUGCUGGAGGAGCAAUCUGCAGAGGAGACGGAGCAGCUCGCUGAGUGUCAGAACAUGCUGCUGGAGAUCGAGGAGAAGGCGCUCGCCCUGUCUGAGCUCACCAUGCACAGCGAGAACCUGCUGCUGGAGGGCCGGACGGAGACCAGGCAGGAGGCGGAGCUGCUGGCCGGGAAGAUACGCAUGUUGAAGGGCAGCCUGCUGGAGCUGCAGAGGAUGCUGCAAGACAAGCAGAGCAACAUCCAGGGCUCGCUGCAGGAGCAGGAGGACAGUGGGUCAGACUGCAGCCUCGCUCACAGUCCCAGUGUGCAGGACUGGCUGGCCCAGGCCCGCACCACCCGCUGCCAGCAGCACCAGGACAGUCUGCAGAGACAGAAGGAGCUGGAGGAGCAGCUGGCAGAGCAGAAGAAGCUGCUUCAGUCUGUGGCCAGCAGAGGAGAAGAGAUCCUCAUCCAGCAGGCCUCACCCUGCAGCACCAGCUCCUCGCAGCUCGUCUCUCAGGCGGCUCGGCAGCAGAUGAAGCAGAAGUGGGAGAGUCUGAGACUGGAGCUGAAAACGAAACUGCAGCUCCUGCAGAAGACUCUGGAGCAGGACCUCAAGCAGCCGGUUUACUCCAGAGCUUCUCGUGUGAGCGCAGCUGGAUCCCUGUUUAAAGGAGAAGCAGCGGCUGACAAGUCCUCCCUGAACUGUCUGUACGGCAGCUUCAGACAGACUGUAGAGGACCUGAGCAGCCAGGCCGGCGGCGGUGAGGCGCAGGUGGUGCAGAUGGAACAGCAGCUCUACUCCGCUGUGUCCUCCACCUCCUGCUGGCUGGACGGGGUGGAGAACAACGUCUUCUCAGGCUCCGUGCUGCUGGCCGAACACGCAGACACGCAGCUGCAGACGCAGGAGACCUUAGAGCACGAUGUGCAGCACGUGACGGAGGAGGUGAAGCUCAGCCAGGCUCUGCUGGCCGGCUCUUCAGCGCUGAGACAGGAGGAGCGCUCGCUGCUGGAGGACAACCUGUCCUGUCUGAAGGAGCGGUUAGGAGCUCUGGGUUGUGCUCUGGGCCAACGCUGUGAGCACAUGAGGACUCGAGCACAGGAGCUCACAGCCUACCAGACUGAGCUGCAGCUUCUUCAAACUGCUUUAAUUGAGACAAAGUGUCAGAUCCUGCAGGCGUUAGCUGGAGCCAUGGACAGACCAGCCUCCAAACAACUGGAGGUUAUUGACAGUGCAGAGGAGAGCCUGAAGGACUUUGAACAGAGGAUGACGGAGCUGAAGAGCAGAGGAGCAGCUCUGCAGGCGGAUCAGAUCUCCACCAAUAAACUAGUGAAGCUGCAGGACUCCUACGAGGAGCUGGUGAUGACGGUAGGCUCCCGGCGCAGCGGGCUGAACCACAGCAUGGCUCUGAAGGAGCAGUACGAGCGUGCUCUGCAGGACCUCACCGACCUGGUGGACACCGCGAAAGACAAGAUGGCUGCCGAUCAGAGGAUCAUCGCCGGCUCUGUGGAGGAAGUCCAGAACCACCUGGACAAACACAAGGAGUUCUUCCAGGGUCUGGAGUCUCACAUGAUCCUGACGGAGACGUACUUCAGGAAGAUCAGCGUCCUGAUGCUCCCCGCAGAGAGCCAGGCGCUGCAGGAGACGCUGGCCGCGGCUCAGAGCGUCCUGAAGCAGGCGCACAGCAGGGGGGUGGAGCUGGAGUGCAUCCUGGAGACUUGGUGCCGCCUGCUGCAGGACUACCAGAGUCUGAGCCGGCAGCUGGAGGCUGUGGAAGAAAACAUUCCUGCAGUGGGUCUGGUGGAGGAGACGGAGGAGCGGCUGGGGGACAGGAUCUCACUGUAUCAGGGGCUGAAGGGCCGGCUGACGGAGUACCAGCACAAGCUGCAGCAGGUUCUGGAGGAGGGCAAACACCUGCUGCUGUCCGUGUGCUGCCCCGCGCUGGACAACCAGCUCACGCUGCUCGGGGAACACUGGCUCAACAACACCAGCAGAGUGUCCACAGAGCUGCAGCGCCUGGAGGCCAUCCUCAAACACUGGAGCAGGUACCAGAGGGAGAGGGUGGAGCUCGCUGAUUGGCUGCUGUCGGCUCUGGAGCGUCUGGACUUCUGGAACACGCAGGCCGUGUUGGUCCCCCAGGAGCUGGAGACCGUCAGAGACCACCUCGCUGCUUUCCUGGAGUUUUCGAAGGAAGUCGAAGGAAAGUCGAGCCUGAAGAGCUCCGUGGUCACCGAGGGCAACCAGCUGCUGCGCCUGAAGAAAGUGGACACGGUGGUGCUGCGCUCCGACCUCGCACGCACCGACAGUCAGUGGACGGAGCUGCUCACACGCAUCCCGGUGGUGCAGGAGAAGCUGCACCAGAUCCAGAUGGAGAAGCUGGCGUCCCGUCACGCCAUCUCUGAGCUGUGCAACUGGAUUUCCCUGAUGGAGAACGUCAUCGAGGAGAACGAAGAGAACCUGAAGAGCGCCGUGGGGUCGAGCGUGAUUCAGGACUACCUGCAGAAAUACAAGGGCUUCCGAGUAGAUCUGAGCUGUAAGCAGCUGACUGUGGACUUCGUGAACCAGUCGGUGCUGCAGAUCAGCGGGCAGGACGUGGAGAGUAAGCGCAGCGAUAAGACCGACUUCGCUGAGCGACUGGGAGCCAUGAACCGACGCUGGCAGAUCCUGCAAGGCCGCAUCAACGAGAGGAUCCAGUUCCUGGAGAGCCUCCUGGACAUGUGGCUGGAGUACGAGAGCAGCGUUCAGGCCCUGAAGUCCUGGAUGGCAACGCAGGAAGAAAGGUUGAAGAGGAAACGUCGGAUAGAAGAUCUAACGUCUGUGCAGAAUGCUCUGAAAGACUGCCAGGACAUGGAGGAGCUGGUGAAGGAGAAGGAGAAGGAGCUGGAGAGGGUGGAGGAGCAGGGCUGUGCCCUCGUCCAGAACAAGACGGACGAGGCCUGUGCUAUCGUCAUGGAGACGCUGCAGGGAGUCAAUCACACCUGGGCUAACCUGGACCACCUGGUCGGGCAGCUGAAGAUCAGCCUGACGUCGAUGCUGGAUCAGUGGAGUCUGUACAAGCGGGCUUCUGAGGAGAUCAAUGGAUACCUGAUGGAGGGACGCUACUCAGUGUCACGCUUCCGCCUCCUCACCGGCUCCCUGGAGGCCGUUCAGCUGCAGGUGCAGAGUCUGCAGGACUUGCAGGAGGAGCUGGAGAAGCAGGAGAGCAGUGUGAGGAGGUUUGGUGCUGUGAGCCACCAGCUGCUGAGGGAGAGUCGUCCCUCAGUGUGUGACUCCCUGAACAACGCUCUGCAGGACGUCAAUGCGAGGUGGACGGGCCUCCUGGAGGAGAUCGCAGAGCGCCUGAGGAGCAGCAAAGCUCUGCUGCAGCUGUGGCAGCGCUACAAGCAGCUGCACGAGCAGAGCUGCAGCAGCAUCCAGCUGCAGGAGGACAAGGCCGACCGGCUGCUGAAGCUCGCCUGCAGCAAGGACAUCGCAGACGAGGAAGUGUCCGACUGGAUCCAGGAGUGCAGCGAGGUGCUGCGGUCCCAGGCUCCGGUGCAGGCCUCCCUGCAGGUGCUGCAGCAGCUGGGCGAUCAGCUGAAGCAGCAGGUGGACACGUCUGCAGCCUCCGCACUGCAGUCCGACCACCUCUCCCUCUGCCAGCGACUUGCUGCGGUGGAGCAGGCGCUCAGCAGGCAGCUCACCACCCUGCAGACUGGCGUGCAGGACUAUGAGACGUUCAACGCUCAGCUGGACUCUCUGGGCCGCUGGAUGCUGGAGGCGUACGAGGCUCUGAAGGGGCACGACCCCAGCGGCUGCAGCGACCCCGCCCUCAUACAAGACUGCAUGGAAGAGCUGAAGAGGCUCAUGCUGAAGUUCAGCAGCAUGGCUCCUGAGCUGGAGCGUCUCAACGAGCUCGGCUACCGGCUCCCGCUCAACGACUUGGAGAUCAAACGCAUGCAGAACCUGAACAGGAGCUGGACCACGGCCUCGGCACAGACCACCGAGAGGUUCAGCAAACUGCAGUCCUUCCUGCUGCAGCAGCAGACCUUCCUGGAGAAGUGUGAAACAUGGAUGGAGUUCCUGGUCCAGACGGAGCAAAAUCUGGCCGUGGAAAUCUCUGGAAACUACCAGAGUCUGACGGAGCAGCAACAAGCUCACGAGUUGUUCCAGGCGGAGAUGUUCAGCCGGCAGCAGAUCCUCCACUCUAUAAUCAGUGAUGGGCAGAGGAUGUUGGAGCAGGGUCAGGUGGAUGACAGAGAUGAGUUCAACCUGAAGCUGACCCUGCUCAGUAACCAGUGGCAGGGCGUGGUGCGGCGUGCCCAGCAGAGGCGGGGCAUCAUCGACGGCCUGAUCCGCCAGUGGCAGCGCUACAGAGAGAUGUUGGAGAAACUGCGCAGGUGGCUGCUGGAGGUGUCCCAGCCUGCAGAGGCUCUCCAGGCAGGGAGCACAGUGCCUCUGCAGCAGGCCCGCUCCAUGCUGGACGCUGUGCAGCUGAGGGAGAAGGUGCUGCAGCGGCAGCAGGGCAGCUACAUCCUGACGGUGGAAGCCGCCCGGCAGCUGCUUCUGUCGGCGGACAGCCGGGCGGAGGUCGGCCUGCAGGCGGAGCUCACUGACACACAAGAGAGAUGGAAACACACCUGCGUGUCCCUGGAGCAGCAGAAGAGACAGCUGGCCACCUUGUUAAAGGACUGGGAGCGCUGUGAGAAAGGUAUCUGUGGUUCUCUGGAGAAGCUUCGAGCCUUCAGGCGUCAGCUGUCUGUAACGCUGCCCGACCACCACGAAGAUCUGCAGACGGAGCAGAGACGCUGCCAGGACCUGGAGGACACGUUUGACGGCUGGACGGGGGACAUGGCCCACCUGACGGUGCUGCGAGAGUCUCUGUCCUGCUACAUCAGCGCUGACGAUCUGUCCGUCCUGCAGGAAAGGAUCGAGCUGCUGCACCGACAGUGGGACGAAAUCUGCCAUCAGCUGUCUCUGCGCAGGCAGCAGGUGAGUGAGAAGCUCAACCAGUGGACGGUGUUCAGCGAGAGGUACCGGGAGCUCUGCGAGUGGCUCACCAACAUGGAGAGCAAGGUCUCCCAGAACGGAGAAAUCAGCAUCGAGGAGAUGAUCGAGAAGCUGCGCAAGGACUUCCAGGAGGAGAUCAGUGUGGCUGAGGAGAACAAGCUGCAGCUGCACCUGCUGGGGGAGCGUCUGUGCAGAGCCAGUCACAAGAGCAAAGCAGCUGAGAUCGAACUAAAGCUGAACAAAGUGAGCGACCGCUGGCAGCACCUGCUGGAUCUGAUCGGAGCCAGAGUGAAGAAGCUGAGGGAGACUCUGGUGGCCGUGCAGCAGCUGGAUAAGAACAUGAGCAGCCUUCGCUCCUGGCUCGCUCACAUCGAGGCGGAGCUUUCCAAACCCAUCGCCUACGACUCCUGCGACACCCAAGAGAUCCAGAGGAAGCUCGACCUGCAGCAGGAGCUCCAGCGGGACAUAGAGAAGCACAGCACCGGCGUGGCAUCUGUGCUGAAUCUGUGCGAGGUGCUUCUGCACGACUGUGACGCCUGCGCCACCGACACAGAGUGCGACUCCAUCCAGCAGGCGACUCGCAGCCUGGACCGCCGCUGGAGGAGCAUCUGUGCCUUGUCGAUGGAGAGGAGGCUCAAGAUUGAGGAGACGUGGCGUUUAUGGCAGAAGUUCCUGGAUGACUUUGCUCGUUUCGAGGAGUGGCUGUGCUGCUCAGAGAAGACGGCUGCUCGGCCCAACUCCUCCGGGGUGCUCUACACCGUCGCCAAGGAGGAGCUCAAGAAGUUUGAGGCCUUCCAGAGGCAGGUCCACGAGAGCCUCACGCAGCUGGAGUUGAUCAACAAGCAGUACCGGCGCCUGGCCCGGGAGAACCGCACCGACUCCUCCUGUCGCCUGCGGGAGAUGGCUCAGGACGCCAACCAGCGCUGGGACAACCUGCAGAAGAGGGUGGCGUCCAUCCUCCGCAGGCUCAAGCACUUCAUUGCUCAGAGGGAGGAGUUUGAGACGGCCAGAGACGGGGUCCUGGUGUGGCUGACGGAGAUGGACCUGCAGCUCACCAACAUCGAACAUUUCUCUGAGUGUGACAUUCAGGCCAAGAUCAAACAACUCCGGUCCUUCCAGCAGGAGAUCUCUCUCACCGCAGCCAAGAUCGAGCACAUCUUCCUGCAGGGAGAGGCGCUGAUGGAGAAGAGCGAGCCCCUGGACGCCGCCGUCAUCGAGGAGGAGCUGGAGGAGCUGCAGCGUUACUGCCAAGAAGUGUUCGGACGAGUGGAGCGCUACUACAAGAAGCUUAUUCGACUUCCUCUGGCAGACGAUGACACCGAGGUGUCGUUCUCGGACCGCGAGCUGGAGCUGGACGAGCCCGGGGAUUUGUCCAGCGUGCCGUGGGGCGAGCGGCUGGGGGACGGCUUCCUAUCCCCUCUGCCCUCCUCCGGCCGCUCUGCUUCGCUGGCGGUUCAGCUCCGCACCGAGCGCUCGGGCAGAGACACGCCGGCCAGCGUGGACUCCAUCCCCCUGGAGUGGGACCACGACUACGACCUGAGCCGCGGGCUGGAGAGCGCCAGCAGGGCGCUGAGAGAGCAGCAGAGUGAGGAGGGAGACUUCCUGCAGCGGCCCGCCUCCGGACUGUCAGAUGUAGAGAUCCCAGAGGCCUUUGUUAAAGUUACACAGCAAACACUGAGGUCCUCCACUGGUAGGCAGCAGCUUCCACAACAGACGCAACAGACGCAACAGACACAGCAGACACAUCAGACACAACAGACACAGCAGACGCAACAGACGCAGCAGACGCAACAGACGCAACAGACGCAACAGACGCAACAGACGCAGCAGACGCAACAGACUCAGCAGACGCAGCAGACGCAACAGACGCAACAGACGCAGCAGACGCAGCAGACGCAACAGACGCAACAGACACAGCAGACGCAACAGACACAUCAGACACAACAGACACAGCAGACGCAACAGACGCAACAGACACAACAGACGCAUCAGACGCAACAGACGCAGCAGACGCAACAGACGCAGCAGACGCAGCAGACGCAACAGACGCAGCAGACGCAGCAGACGCAGCAGACGCAACAGACACAACAGACGCAGCAGACGCAGCAGACGCAACAGACGCAGCAGACGCAACAGACUCAGCAGACACAACAGACGCAACAGACGCAGCAGACGCAGCAGACGCAACAGACGCAGCAGACGCAACAGACUCAGCAGACACAACAGACGCAACAGACGCAGCAGACGCAGCAGACGCAACAGACGCAGCAGACGCAACAGACUCAGCAGACACAACAGACGCAGCAGACGCAACAGACACAGCAGACACAACAUGCUCAGCUCGGGGCCAGAACUGAUAAAACUCACUUUGAUUUAUCUUCAGCACAGCACGGUUGA
Cottoperca gobio is the source of this 27215-nucleotide messenger RNA. It is a transcript of the gene syne1b, whose product is annotated as spectrin repeat containing, nuclear envelope 1b. Lineage: Eukaryota; Metazoa; Chordata; Actinopteri; Perciformes; Bovichtidae. The transcript is spliced from 145 exons. The record is from RefSeq and is a predicted model, not a curated record. Gene Ontology annotation, molecular function: protein binding. The coding region runs from base 15 to 27215 and encodes 9066 amino acids.